This is a messenger RNA of Pogona vitticeps (central bearded dragon), 641 nucleotides long. The record is from RefSeq and is a predicted model, not a curated record. NCBI's taxonomy places the organism in Eukaryota, Metazoa, Chordata, Lepidosauria, Squamata, Agamidae.
GAGUUUGGUCCUCGCUUCUCUCCAGGUCCUCCUUCCCUUCAAAGAGAAGAUGAGCAAGAAACCUUCCCUCGUCGUCUUUGACCUGGAUUACACCCUGUGGCCUUUUUGGGUCGACACUCACGUGGAUCCCCCCUUCCAUAAAAGCAGCGAUGGUUCGGUACGAGACCGGACCGGGCGGCUUGUGAAUCUCUACCCCGAGGUACCUGCAGUUCUACAGCAACUACACAGUGCUGGGAUUUCCAUGGCAGCUGCUUCGCGGACAGGUGAGGUCCGAGGAGCUACUCAACUGCUAGAUCUUUUGGGCCUCGCUCACUACUUCCGCUACACGGAAAUUUAUCCUGGCAGCAAAGUUACUCACUUCCAGAGGUUGUCUCAACAGAGCGGAAUCCCUCUCUGCCAGAUGCUUUUUUUUGACGAUGAAAACCGCAACAUUUAUGACGUUAGCAAAUUAGGAGUCACAUGUAUUCUUGUCCCCAACGGUAUGAAUCUUUCCCUCCUUAACCACGGUCUGGAAGCCUUCGCUCCUUCCUGAGAGUUUGUUGAAGCUGGCCUCUUCCCUUCCUUCCUUGACGCAUCUAGAACCUAGAACGUGUCGAGGUGUUUGGACAUUAUAAAUAAACCAUUCGUGCGUUUUCCUGCAA